AUGAGCAACAAUAAUUAUCAACUCGGCGAUUUGUCCAAACUCUUCGGAUCAUCAACAACAACAGAGGAAUCAGAAAGUAAAGCAUUGUGGGUUACAAAAGCACAAGCUAAAACUGAUGAUAAUGAUGAAUUAAUAACAAAAUUGAAGAAGGAAAAGGAAUCGAGCGAUGAUAAACCAAAGAGACAAAGAAAGGAAAAGAGAGAAAAGAAGAAGGAAAAUAAAAAGGACAAAAAGCAAGUAAAUAACAAGAGAAAGGCUAAAGAAGAAUCCGAUGGUGAAUCAGAUGAUGAAGAUAAACAAGAAGCUAAGAAAUCUAAAUAUGAAGCCAAAGAUGGUGAAUUAGAUGAAAAAGAUGAUGACGAUAAGAAUGAUGAAGAAACAAAUGAUAAGAAUAAUGAUGAAGAUAUUUUCAAAUCAGUUCCAAAGAGAAAGAAACAAAACAGAUCAGAAAAGAGAACUAAUAAUGAAGAAAAAAAGAAGGAAGAAGAAAAGACAAUAUUCAUUUCAAACUUCCCAAUUCCACUUGAAGAUAAGAAUUUAAAGAAAUCGAAGAAAUUAGUGACAAAAUUGUUCUCUGUUUAUGGUGAAAUUGAAAGUAUAAGAUUUAGAUCAUUGGGAUUUGAAAAAUCUAAAAUUCCAACAAGAAAAGGUCACUUGGCUGCUGGAUUGAGAACGAAAGAUUAUGGUACUGUAUAUGUUCACUUUUCUGAAAUGACUGCUGAAAUGUCAAAGAUUAUUUCUGAUCUUAAUGGAAAGGUUUUGCACGGAAGACACUUGAAUGUUGAUACUGCAUCUCAUAAGGAAACAUCAAAGGACGAAAACGAUUCAUCUAUUUUCAUUCAAAACUUGCCUUUUGAAAUUGAUGAUGAAGAGGUUUGGGAAACAAUAGGAUCAGAACAUGAAAUUGUCAGAGUUCGUAUUGUUAGAGAUCCAAUUUCAGGUAAAUGCAAAGGAUUCGGUUAUGUUCAACUCAAGGAUAAGGAAACUGUCGAAGAAAUUUUGAAGAGUAUUAAAUCAAGAAAAGCCCACGUUAUUCAAGGAAGAAAGAUUGAAAUUUUAAGGUGUAAACAAUCUACUCCAAAGACUCCAAAGACUCCAAAAACUCCAAAAGCUCCAAAAGCUUCAUCCAAGUAAAUAUUCUAUUCAU
Naegleria gruberi is the source of this 1147-nucleotide messenger RNA. Its product is annotated as NOP12_SCHPO nucleolar protein 12-like protein. Lineage: Eukaryota; Heterolobosea; Eutetramitea; Acrasida; Naegleriidae. The transcript has a single exon. Bases 1 to 1134 code for a protein of 377 amino acids. Gene Ontology annotation, molecular function: RNA binding. The record is from RefSeq and is a predicted model, not a curated record.